AAGAAAGACUUUUGUCCUGUGGGCGUUUCCCGAGUGAUCAUUUUGGGGUCACGUGCCGUGUCAUGACAACUGCCCAACCCACAUUGCAGAGGAAGUCAAGCGCACUUCUUCCCGAGAAACUGCAGAGUUCACCAUGUGUUUGAGUGCUCGUACUUUAGUAGUAAUAAUAGUGACACUGUUCGUUUUUGCAACUGCAGAUGAGGUUACGCAGUCAGAGUCUGUUGAUUUCAUCGAUGAGGACCUGUGUGACGAUGUCGACUGCCCGUCCAACGAGCACUGCGAGAUGACAGUGGAGACAGGACCGAUCUGCGUCUCGUGCGUCGUCCACGAGCAGUGCCCCACUAAGCCGAAGCUAGUAUGCGGAAGCGACGACAAGACGUACUUGAAUGAGUGCCACAUGCGACGUUCGGCUUGCGAAAACGGCAAGAAGCUGGCUGUAAAAAGUGAAGGAGCAUGUGGUGCUUUACCUUUUGACCCCUGCCUGAGCAUUCUUUGCAGUCCUGGCUAUAAGUGUGAGAUGGAAAUAGAAGAUCGUAGUGAGGCAACUCUCACUCCCAGGUGUGUUUGUUCUGAUUCUGACGGCAAGUGUGCUGAUGAGGAAGAAGUAGAGAAACCAUGUGGAGAUCACACGUGCAAGUCGUUUGAGGACUGUAUUAUCAAUAGGGAGAACUUGCAUGUCUGCUGUCUAAUGAACUGCUCAUCUCCUGCUGCCAUUCAACAGUUUCAUCGUCCCGUUCCUCUUUGUGGCAGCAACAAAAUUAUCUACAGCAGCCUCUGUCUUUUGGAUAAAAUCAGAUGUUUGACUGGCAAGACUGUUGAUGUUGAACCCAUAAUAGAUGACUGUAUUUCUCAUGAAAGUUCACAUCAGUGUGGGUCGAAGGACAGAAUAUGCUCUCCGUUUCAGUUAUGUGCUAGACAUGACUCUGGUUUUAGUUGUUGUCCCACAAGUUGCCCUGAUUUGGAAAAGAAGGUGUGUGGUACUGAUGGACACGUUUAUACCAAUACUUGUCACAUGUUGAGACAUGCCUGUAUGAGUGGACAAGAAAUAGAAAAGCAAGACAUGAUACAUUGCAGCAAAUCAUGUAAACUGCACCAUCGAACUCGUGAAGCAAUGAGUGGCUCGAAGUACACACUACAUCAAGACAGCUGCACAGAAUGCACCUGUAAUAAUGGAGAAUGGCUGUGCGACAGUAGUCCUUGCAUGAAGAAGUUGCUGCACUGAAUGACUGCAGAGUCGGGGACAGCAGCAAGUGUACAAAUUUGAAAAAGUGCAAGAAACACUAGUUUAAAAGUGAACUUCAUGUUUGUCACGCCUUAGGUGUGACCAGCUUUUGAAGGAACGGUGAUUUGUUGUAGAUGUAGUUGUAGUUUUUCUCAUAGAGUACAUUCUGUUGCUUGUUUUGCGUAGACGUCAAGAAAAUAUGAUUAUUUCUUCUGACUGUA
Corticium candelabrum is the source of this 1443-nucleotide messenger RNA. RefSeq names its product follistatin-like. Gene Ontology annotation, biological process: anatomical structure development. The record is from RefSeq and is a predicted model, not a curated record. The coding region runs from base 134 to 1222 and encodes 362 amino acids. Gene Ontology annotation, molecular function: extracellular matrix binding; collagen binding; calcium ion binding. The transcript has 6 exons. NCBI's taxonomy places the organism in Eukaryota, Metazoa, Porifera, Homoscleromorpha, Homosclerophorida, Plakinidae.